This is a messenger RNA of Bactrocera dorsalis (oriental fruit fly), 1859 nucleotides long. RefSeq lists its product as uncharacterized. The record is from RefSeq and is a predicted model, not a curated record. Bases 531 to 1604 code for a protein of 357 amino acids. The transcript has 4 exons. Lineage: Eukaryota; Metazoa; Arthropoda; Insecta; Diptera; Tephritidae.
CCAGACAAAGUCGCAGCACAAAAGCUAGGUAGUAUCAUCACUGAUUAGAUGGCAAUCAAUUUCUAAUUUCGGUUUUCAUUUUACCGCUUUGACAAACACACUAAUUACAGUGCUUUGAAUAAGGAGAGCAGAAUUUUACAGAAAGACAAAAAGCGCGUUUUGCGGGAUGCACCAUAUUAACCCAAGUAAUUCGUUUUUACCUUUUGUGGCUCGUGCUGUCUGUCUGUUCUAAAAAUAUACACAACUUUUUCUCAAAGUCAAUUACAUUGAGGUUUUUACCUAAGUGGUUGCUGCUAACAACAACCAUAGGGCCGACGGAAAAAGUUGUGUGCACCCACCCAUAGAACUCCUAUAAAUGCAGACAAAUUAAGAGAAAACAUUUUAGUAUUUGAAUAAAGGUGUCGGUUGCGGUUGUGUCCCGCUGUUGAGGUGAAACCAACGAGAAAAGGUCAUAGUGCGUAGAACGAAAUUUACCUUUAAAGUGCAAGAAAUAAAUUGGUUUUACGAAAUAAAAUUUGCAAUUGGCGAAAAUGUCUGCGGUAACGCGUGGCCGACAGUGUUUGUGUAUGGCAGGGCUUGUUUUGCAAUUUUUGAUCCUUUUCAAAUGCUGCCCGAUUACCGUGACCAUAACAAUACCAAGAAGGACAGCCAAUAAUGUGAGUGACACAGUUGAGUUGAUGACACUGCGUGCUGUUGGUCGCUCGGUCACACAGUGCUUGGCAGCGACGGAACAGUGGCCAUGUUUGGAGAAUCAAUUGCUGAGGUUCGUCGAUGCCGUCGCACAGGACAACAGCACGUGGCAAUGGGGGGAUUACAUUUUCGUCGAGAAGUUGACAGGCAAUAAGAGUGAAGAACAGCUAAAUUUUUCGAAAAAUCAGGCACCUCGACAACGCUCACUCCAAGCAGAAGGUGACAGCCAGCAUAACGAGAGUGGGAUUGCAGCGGGUUUGUUGCAGCUGGCUAAAACGCGUUCAAUUCGCUUGCAGUUGCCAACCUCCGUUGGAACACUGACAAAAAUUGGCGCUGGAAUCUCGGAUGCAAUCGAUGGGCUGGCGUUGCAGAACAUUGCGCCGGCUGAAACGUUGCCCGAAACGGAGGCGGCGCAAGCGGAUGAAGGACGCAAAAAAAAGGGCAAAGACAAAAAUAUGGCAAUGAUGGGUGGAAUGGCAAUGAUGGCUAUGGUCGCGCAAAUGUUCCUCGGCAAGGUGAUCCUGAUCGCGGGCGCCGCCUUCGUUAUGGCGAAAAUAGCACUGAUCGUUUCCGUACUCGGCAGUCUCAAAAAGGGAUCGACUGGAAGUAGCGUUAGCACGGAGCGUAUUGUUGUAACCGGCCAAGGACAUGGCAGCGGAGGUGGUCACGGCGGAUAUGAGCACGAUGAAGGAUGGCAUCGUCGCAUGCCACAUAUUUAUCCUGUGACAGAAAUAAUCAGCGAAGGGCUACAGCCUGUCAAAGCUUAUCAUCACUCGCCUACGCCACCUCCUCCACCAAAAGCUUCCGCUAGUCAUCAAAAUCACCGCUAUUACGUCAAUGAAAUCAACGAAGCAGCUAAUGAAGACACAGAUGAUGGUUAUAGACGCAGACAGGCGCAAGCUGGAUUUCUUUAGAGUUAAUUGAGAUUAUUAAGUGAAAAUGUUCAUUAUGACAAACAUAUUGAUAUAAGUGUGUAGCAAAGUAGAAAAUGAAAAAUCUUAAAAAUGGGAAGCGAAUGUUUUCUUUAUUACGUCGAUAAGCUUACAGACUAGAACUUACUUGGCUACAAAUACAUACAACACAACUAGAUAUAUUAAGCAUUAGGUUUAACAAUGAUAUAAAUACAUAUAUGUAUAUAAAUAAAAAUGUAAAUAACACCAGUGUGCCUU